AUGAUAAUAAAAUCAUGCAAUAUCAAUAUUAUAUUAUCUUAAAGAUUACAACACACACCAUUGGGUUAUCUACAUCUCUUGAUUAAGCAAUUCAUCAAAAUAAAUAUAGUAUCUGAGAUCAAUUUAUGA
Messenger RNA from Paramecium octaurelia, 129 nucleotides. The record is from the annotation of a GenBank genome assembly. Lineage: Eukaryota; Ciliophora; Oligohymenophorea; Peniculida; Parameciidae.